AUGGCACCUCACGCCGAAGAGCCUAAAGCAGAUUCGGGUGUUGAUCUCAUCCAACAUGACGGAAAGAGUUACGGCGAUUGGCGCGAUGACUUCCACCGCUUUGGUUGUGCGGUUGUGAAGAACGUCAUAACACCAGAGCGUGCAGAGUACUACAAGCAAAAGCAACUAGAGUGGCUUCAAUCAUUCGAUCUCGGAUUUGACCCCAAAGACGAAUCCACUUGGACCGCAGACCAUCUUCCUGUCAGCUUCAAAGGCGGCAUGUACUUUGCCUAUGCGAGCACUCACGAGAAGUUCGUCUGGGAAGCCCGUACAGAGCCCAAAGUCGUGGAUGUCUUCACUAAGCUAUGGGGAACGAACGAACUUCUGUGCUCCUUUGACGGAAUGAACAUCACUCUGCCACGACAAAAGGACUUGACCUGGAGCCCAUGGCCACACUGCGAUCAGAACGAGAAUCGCAAAGGAAUGCAGUGCGUCCAAGGCUUGCUAAACUAUCAGCCCAACGGCCCCAAGGAUGGCGGGUUGAUCCUGAUGAAGGGAAGCUCAAAACUUUUCGACGAAUUCUUUGCAGAGAAGCGAGAUCAGGACGAGCAUGAGGACAAGCCUCCGCCAGAGGAGGAGAUGAGGGAUCUAUUCAUCUUCAAGGAGGAAGACGUGAAGUGGUUCGAGAGCAGGGGCUGCACAUUGCAGAAGAUUGAUAUGGAACCUGGAGAUUUGGUACUUUGGGACAGCAGAACGAUGCAUUACGCUGCUCAUCCUCAAGGCGACCUCAUUCGGCAUGUGCAGUAUAUUUGCAUGACGCCACGGAAGUUCGCAAAAGAGGAAGAUAUCAAGCUGAAGGCUGAACUGUUCCAUAAUUUCCAAGGCACUACACAUUGGCCCCAUUGCAACAUCCACAAGGCCGGACCGCCACUUCGCAACGGCAAGCUGUGUCCGAAGAACAGGACUGAGCCAUUGGAGAAGCCUGUUAUUACCGAUCAGGUCUUGCAGUUGGCCGGAGUGAAAGCGUACUAAGCAAUGCGUUAUAUCUUUGAUCUUGUUGUAUUCGUACCUAGCUAUCGUACACAAUGCUUUAUCAUUCUUCCAUCC
Pyrenophora tritici-repentis Pt-1C-BFP is the source of this 1086-nucleotide messenger RNA. RefSeq names its product putative phytanoyl- dioxygenase protein. NCBI's taxonomy places the organism in Eukaryota, Fungi, Ascomycota, Dothideomycetes, Pleosporales, Pleosporaceae. The record is from RefSeq and is a predicted model, not a curated record.